Molecule: messenger RNA, 1932 nt
Organism: Sipha flava (yellow sugarcane aphid)
Lineage: Eukaryota; Metazoa; Arthropoda; Insecta; Hemiptera; Aphididae
Exons: 2
Coding region: 420-1067 (215 amino acids)
Cellular component (GO): nucleus
Molecular function (GO): DNA binding
Source: RefSeq, a predicted model, not a curated record
UUUUUUUAAUGUCCGUUGACAUCUUUAAUUUAAUAAUUCAAACAACGUAAAAAUGCCAUGAACUUAUCAACAUGAUCCUUGAAGCAAAAAGCAUAUGAAACCAAAUCAAAAUGAUCUCAAAAAUGCUAUUAUGGCAAUUAAAAGUAAACAAGUAACAUACCGGGAUGCUCAUGAAAUAUAUGGCAUACAUUAUUCUGUACUCUACCGUCAUGUUAAAAAUUCUAAUUUAAAAAAAUAAGGGGGCCAAACGGCUUUAUCAGUGUCUGAAGAAAAUAUUAUAAUUGAUAUCGUAUACUUCUAUGUACAGAAUGGGGAUUUCCUCUUGAUCAAUAUGAUCUAAGACUUUUAGUCAAAGGAUACUUAAAUCGCCGAGGCAAAAAAGUAAAACGAUUUAGCCGUAAUAACAUGCCUAGUAAAGAAUGGCCAUUAGUUUUGUGACUAGGCAUAAAGAUGUUUUAUCUUUACGUUUAUGCCAAAAUAUAAAGCGUUGUCGAGCAGCCAUUUCAAGAGAAACUAUUAACAAUUAUUUUGAUAACCUAGCUAUUUCAUUAAAGGGAGUUUCACCUGAAUAUAUUAUCAACUAUGAUGAAACAAUUUUGACAGAUGAUCCAGGUAGAAAAAAAAUCUUAACCAAACGAGGUUGUAAGUAUCCUGAAAAGAUAAUGAACAGUACCAAAACAUCAAUUUCUAUAAUGUUUGCUGCUUCUGGCAAUGAAACUGUAUUUCCUCCAUACACAGUUUACAAAUUAAAGCAUAUGCAUGAUUCAUGGAGAAUAGGUGGUCCAAAGGGUGCCAGAUUUAAUAGAAGUCCAUCUGGUUGGUUUGACAGAAUGUGUUUUGAUGAUUGGGUCAAGAGUAUAGCACUACCUAAUUGUAAUAAAUUGGGUACAGGAAAAAAAAUAUUGGUUGGUGACAAUCUGUCACGUCAUUUGUCAUCAGAGUCUAUAAAGAUAUAUCAUGAAAAUAACAUACAAUUUGUUUUUUUGCCAACUAACUCUACACAUUUGACUCAGCCUUUAGACGUGGCCUUUUUCAGACCUCUAAAAAUACAUUGCAGGAAAAUCUAGGAAGAUUGGAAGAUGGGAGAAGGUAAAUAAGACACUUCUAUUUCAAAAGACAAGUUUCCCAGACUGUUAAAAAACUUUGUUUAAAAAUAAAUGAAAAUGGAUGUGAAAAUGUUAUGGCUGGAUUUAAAAAAUGUGGUAUUGUUCCACUAAACAGAGACCAAGUGCUUGAUAUAUUACCUGACUCUAGUAAUUUUUCUGAAAAUCUAACUGCAAAUAUUUCAUGUCAAAGUGCCAUUGAUGAUAGCUUAAAACAGUUUUUAGAAUUAAUGAGACCGUCAGAUCAAAAACAACAAAGACAAAAAAAGGACAAAAUUAAAUGUUGAACCAGGAAUGAGCGUUGAAACUAUUACAUCUGAAAAUGAAGAUGACCCAGAAUUAGUUAAAGAAGUUGAGGGUAUGGAAGACGACAAAGAAAAAAAUCUUAGUGAUACUAAUAGCAGUAUUUAUGAAGUCUAUUCAGUUGAAAAACCUGCAUUUGUUAAAAUGCAUGGAAAAAUAUUUGAAAAUGUGUAUCCAAUAAAAAGUAAAUCUGAAAUUUUAACAGAUGAUUGGUUUGUUAUUAGUUUUCAAAUAAAUCCAAAACAACCUUCUUCUAGUAAAACAUGUUAUAAAUAUUAUGUUGGUCAAGUAAUUGAGAAAAAUUGUGACAUUUAUAAAGGUACAUUUCUCAGAGGAAAAUUUACUAGGGAAGACAAUGGUUUUAUUUAUUGUUUUCCAAAUGUAAAGGAUCAGUGUGAGUUUGAGUGUGAUCAAGUUGUUAGUAGGCUAGACAAACCAACAGUUUACAAACGUGGCUUAUUGAAGUUCAAAUUAGACUUUAAGACUUUAUAAAUGUUACCUAAUUAAAUAUUAAAUAUUUUAUUUA